Phialemonium atrogriseum is the source of this 1753-nucleotide messenger RNA. RefSeq names its product rhamnogalacturonase B. Lineage: Eukaryota; Fungi; Ascomycota; Sordariomycetes; Cephalothecales; Cephalothecaceae. The record is from RefSeq and is a predicted model, not a curated record. The transcript has 5 exons. Bases 131 to 1753 code for a protein of 540 amino acids. Gene Ontology annotation, molecular function: carbon-oxygen lyase activity, acting on polysaccharides; carbohydrate binding. Gene Ontology annotation, biological process: pectin catabolic process.
GGGACGGAGCACGACGACCAAAUCCCACCCUAUCUUCACAUAAGAGCCACUGCGAUGAUUUCUAAUGUGCAGAUACUUGUAGUUCAACUCUAUAUACAUUGAGAUCUCGGGUUUUGAGGACAAAACCAUCAUGCGACUUGCCAUUUUGAGCAGUGUCCUGGUGGCUUGGCUGGGGACCUCAGCUGAGGCAAAAUUCGGCCUUACUACCACUACAAAAUCCUACAGCGUUGACACCAACGCCGGUUUGGUUUUUGAUGUCAGCAGGAGCAAUGGAGACAUCACCAGCCUUCAGUACAAUGGGGUCCAGUACCAGGGGACGUCCAAAAUGUCCCAGAUCAACUCAGGUCUGGGAACCUCGCAGGUAUCAGCGGAGACCAUAGGUGACUACGUCAAGAUCACCGUGAAGGCGGGGGGCUCCCAGCCGGUCACCCAUUACUACGUCGCAAAGCCCGACGACCCAACCAUAUACAUGGCAACCUAUAUCACCGGCGAGGUCGACCCCGGAGAGCUUCGGUGGCUCGCACGGCUCCGUCGCUCGGCCGUUCCCAACGGCUGGCACGGCGAUGCCGGGGUUCUUGACGGGUGCACUGCGUUUGAGGGCAAGGACACCUUCAAAUGCCCCAACGGCCAGACGCGCUGUAAGAUGUACACCGCGGAUCGGUUCAUCGACGACCAGGUCCACGGCGUGACCGGCAAGAUCAAGGAUGUGGGUAUAUGGAUGAUCAUGCCAGGAGUUGCAUACGAAACCUCCUCUGGCGGCCCUUUCAUGAGGGACAUCAACACCCAGAGCGGAGACGACCAGGAACUAUACUGGUACAUGAACAGCGGCCAUGUCCGCACGGAGCCCUGGCGAUUCGGUCUCAUGGGACCCUACGCCAUGAAGUUCACCAACGGCUCCCAACCCUCCGGCGACCUCGACACAACCUUCUUCGACGAGCUCUCCGUACAAGGUUACGUCCCCCGCACCAGCCGCGGCACCGUCUCCGGCGCAGCAACCGGCAUCCCGCCCACCUUCGAGACAGUCCUCCACUGGCACAACACGGCGGCACAGUACUGGGCCAAGGCAUCUGCAGACGGGAGAUACGCCUCCCCGCCCAUGAAGCCCGGCACCUACACGGCGACCAUGUACCGCGGCGAGUUCCCCGUCGCCAACGGCACCGUGACCGUCACGGCCGGCGCAGACGUGACGUGGGACGUCGCGUCCACGGAGCCGAAGCCGGACGUCGUCUGGCGCAUCGGCGACUUCGACGGGAGGCCAAUGGAACUGCGCAAUGGUGAUAAGAUUGAGCGCAUGCACCCGGCCGAUGUGCGGAUGGGCGCCUGGGGAGGGAAGUAUGUCGUUGGGACGUCGAAGCCCGCGGAGGACUUCCCCAUGGCGCUGUUUUCUAAGGAGGGCGGGACUGUUGAGGUGACGUUCCGGUUGGCGGCUGAUCAGGUAGCGGCGGCGGUGCUGCGGGUCGGCACGACGCUGUCAUUUAAGGGGGGGAGGCCGUCUGUCAAGAUUGGUGGGUGGACGGGGAAGGAUCCGGGGGCGCCGAAACUGAUCGAUUCCCGCGGCGUCACUCGUGGCGCCUACCGGGGCUACGGUGAAGUGUAUACCUGGGACGUCCCGGCCAGCGCGCUCCGCGAGGGCGACAACACACUAACGCUCGGGGUGUCCGGGUCGGGGGACCAGGAGUUCCUCAGCGCGAAUUAUAUUGUUGACGCGGUCGAGUUGCAGGGGCGGGCCGGUGCUGACAGUCCUAAGACCUGA